ACAGGAGCUAAUGAGCCCCAGCUCAUUGCCACACAGCAUAACUCAGGUCCCAAACUUGGAUGGACCUGGAUCAGAGGUUCUGCUGUUACUGAUACAACCACAUCCAGAAGCUAAAGAACCCCUCACCUACAGCGAGUUCUACCCUUGAAAGCUGCAAUAACAAAUAACACAUGGCUUCACUAGAGGGAGCCUGAGUGUUUUGCACAAAGUCCAUCACACAAACCACCUCCUAUCCCACAAUAAGCAGCCUGGAUUUCACCUGGAGGAAUAACGUGCUUGGUACAGCUACAAUUAACAGCUCACCAACCUGCAGCCUGGAUGGGGUCUGCACUGCUGCAUCCUUAUGAUGUCCUAAGGAGGAUUUGGGGAUCUCCAUGACGAGGUAACCUUCAAUUAAAAGCAAUAAACGACAUCAAGCAUCCACAGCUGCUGUGGGAUAACUCAGUAACUCACAGCAGAGUUAUUGAGGAGGAAGGAGGGCAGAGCAAUACAGUCAUUAAGUCACUGCCUGAUACAGGACAGCAGGGUGAGGCAGUGGUUUGCAAACAAGCACACUCAGGGUCCUGCUGCCUAUUUGACUGCUGCCCACUGAACAUCGAGUUACACAUUUAAUGCAGUUUGCUAAACAAAUUCCUGCGUUAUUUCCAUCUCUCUGGGUUCUAUUUAAACUGAUUUCCCAGUGUUCAGACUUUCACCCCCCAAAUAGGGAGAUUAUGAUCCCCAAGCUGCUGCUGCUGUACAUGAGCUUUGGUUGUGCAGCAGCCCUCAAGCCCAGCUGCCUCUCAGCUCAGUUUAGGAGGCCUGGUGACUACAUCAUUGGAGGCCUGUUCCCUUUUGGGAUGGACACCAUCAACCUGACAGCACGAUCAGAGCCCACCUUAAUUGUGUGUGAAAGGCUAUUUGUAGAUGGGCUGAUAUGGGCCCUUGGGAUGAAGUUUGCCAUUGAUGAGAUCAACAACUCCACAUCACUUCUCCCAGGAGUGCAGCUCGGCUAUGACAUCUAUGACACCUGCUUCGAGCCACUGGCAGCCCUACAGCCCAGCUUGCUGUUUGUGACCCAAAAUGGCACCACGGGCAUUGACAUAGAGUGCAACUACACCGACUACCAGCCUCGUGUCACUGCUGUUAUUGGACCACAUAAGUCAGAUCUCUGCCUGCUGACAGCCAAACUCUUCAGCUUCUUCCUGAUUCCGCAGGUCAGCUAUGGGGCCAGCAGUGAGAAGCUCAGCAACAAGGAGCUGUACCCGUCCUUUUACCGAACUGUUCCCAGUGACAAGAACUUGGUGGAAGCUGUGGUCCUUCUGCUGAAUGAGUAUGGAUGGAACUGGAUCGCCACCAUUGGAAGCGAUGAUGAAUACGGCCAAGGAGCCCAGGAGCUCUUCUUAAGCACAAUUGGAAAUGGCAGCAUCUGCAUUGCUUAUGAGGGCCUCAUUCCUUCAGACCUUACAGACCCUAAGGCUGAGAAACAACUGGAAGAGACUAUUCAGUACAUUAACAGGACCAAUGUCAACAUUAUUGUCCUCUUCGCCUUUCAACAGCCAGCCCAGGCCCUGCUGGAACAGAGCAUCAAAAUGGGACUAAGCAAGAAGGUCUGGAUUGGCACUGAAGCCUGGUUGUUGUCCGACAUAGCCGCCUCCAUCCCAAACAUUCAGAGCAUUGGGACGGUCUUAGGCUUCAUUAUGAAAGCAAACCCUGUCCCUGGCUUCCAGAAAUACAUUGCCAACCUUCUCAGCUCUGUUCAGCAGGAUGAAUUUUGCCAGAAGUCCAGAGAAUUCUACAGCCACAUGAGCUCUGACAUGUUGGGCACACAAUGCAAACAGUGUGACCACAUCUCCCUGCAUGACAUCUCCUCCAUCCUAAGCCACACUCAGAUACAACCGGUGUACAUCGCAGCCUACAGCGUAGCUCAUGCACUGCACAGAGCACUGGGGUGCACCCACCAAGGGUGUCCCAAAGCAUCCAUCAGAUCUUGGCAGCUGUUGCACUUCAUGGAUACCGUCCCAUUCACAGUGAAUGGUCAAAGUUUCAGGUUUGAUGACUCUCACGGCACAAACACCGGCUACAAGCUCAUAUUCUGGCAGUGGGAAAACGGCAGCCUCACACAUCUGCCUGUGGGAGACUACCAAGAGUCCUUGUACCUCAAUAAGUCCCUGAUUCAAUUUCACACUACAGAUCAAAAGGAGCCCACAUCAGAAUGCUUCAGAGAAUGUGAACCAGGACAAAUCAGACAGAUCAAAGGAUUCCACCUCUGCUGCUAUGACUGCACAGACUGCCCAGAAAACACCUUCUGCAGUUCCAAAGACAGCUCCACCUGCACUCCCUGCCUGGAGCACCAGUGGUCCCCUGCCCGAAGCACGCAGUGUUACGACCGCAGCGAGAGAUACCUGCGUUGGAACGAGCCGCUCACUGCUGGCUUGCUGAUAUCCAUGUCCAUCAUCAUAUCCCUGGUCUGUCUGACAGCAGUGCUCUUUGUUAAGAACCUCAACACCCCCCUCGUGCAGGCAUCUGGAGGCAACCUGAACCUCUUUGCCUUGUUUGCACUCACGCUGAUGUGCCUCAGCUCCUGUCUCUUCAUAGGGAAGCCCACUAACAACCUCUGCAUGAUGCAGCAGGUUGUCUAUGCCCUGUGUCUCAACGCUUGCUUCUCCACCUUCCUCACCAAGUCCCUGGAGAUCGCCCUGCUGACCGAGUUCCCCCGCUGUGCCCACACUGCCCUGCCCUGGGUGACACCAAACAGGGCCUGGCUCAUUGUAGCCCUGUGCCUCCUCACCGAGUGCCUCUGCUGUUUCUGUUACCUGCACCUGGGUCCUGACUAUGUGCUGCCCGACUACAGCUCACUGCCCACAGAGGUUCUGCUCAUAUGUAGCACUGCAUCCUGGCUUGCCUUUGCCUUGAUGCAUGGCUAUAACGCAUGCUUGGCCUUCAUCUGCUUCCUGUGCACAUUCAUGGUACAUACCUCUGGGAAGAAGUACAACAUGGCCAGGGGGAUCACAUUCACCAUCCUCAUCUACUUCAUCAUUUGGAUCUUCUUCGUUGCCAUCUUCGCCACUCUGAGGACAGUCCUCAGGUCUGUGGUUCAGAUCAGCACCAUUCUGAUGGUCAGUCUGGGUAUUGUGGGGACCUACUACCUCCCCAAAUGCUACAUCCUCUUGCUGAAGCCUGAUUUGAACAGAGAGGACUAUUUCCAAUACACCACCAAAGAGGAGCCAGAGGGAGAUCCUCAAUAAACAGGCAACAAGCCAGAUCCAUUGUAGCCUCAUUAGAAGCUGGCUGUAUUUUGUAUCAUAUAGAAUCAUAUCAUAGAAUGGCCUGGGUUGAGAAGAACCACAAAGAUCAUCCAGUUUCAGCUCCCUUGCCAUGUGCAGGGUCACCAACCAACAGACCAGGCUGCCCAGAGCCACAUUUUAACAAGAUUACUCUGUUUAGAAUGACUCUAUAAGGCACAGUGCAGACUCGAUCACCAAUUUAAUGUGCCUGGUGUGGAACAAAAAGCUAAACCUUGAUCCUUGAAUCAUUAUUUGGACACAAAACUAUGGAAACCAUUUGAGGCAUAAGAGCAGCUGUAUGUGGGACAUGAGAAGCAUGCGAUCCAUUCAAAUAUCAGUUCACUCAUUUGUAUUUCAUUAACACGAGGGCAAAGAACCUGGAAAUGAGGUCAGGGCACACGGAAACAAAGUGCAAAUCACACUAUCGCAAUCAUUGCAAGAAGUCCCUCCUAUCUCAAAUCACAUGCAAAGAUCAAUGGGGAGGGACACCUCUUACCCAGAUAGAUGGACAUUCUGCAAAGGGGACAGAAUGAAUUAAGAGCUGUAAGUACCAGGAAACAUCCUUCACCUCUGCAGCACAUCUGUUGUUCACUGCGCAGGAGGAGAAUUCUCAGCUCCAAGAAGGGCAGUGCUUUGCUCCAUUCAAUAUCAGUUACAAAAUGGGUAACAGAGAUAGUUUCAGAAGGCAUGACAGAUUCUCAUAAAGGAAAAGCACAGACUAACCCUGACAAAAGCUGCUUGCUAACUAUCCCCAGUCAAUAUCUAGCUAACAUUAUGAAUAUUAUACACCAUUUACUGAAUAAAUGAUCAUCUUUGAAAGUGCUAAGUGUGGUGUUCAAUGGAAGAAGUAAUUAGUGUAACACUCUUUAAGCUCCACAAGCUCUUUUCCACAAGGCAGCAUUGCAUAUUCUUGCAUACCAACUCUUCCAAACCUGUUUUUCUGUGUGUCAAAGCCACUUCUAAUUGCCAGCCUACCUGCUUACAACACCCAAAAGACAGCAAAACUCUCAUCUGAAACCUAGAAGCCCUCAUAGCUGGAAAUGGCAGCAAGUCUUAGUGAGCACCCUGUGGUACCUGAGGGUCUAAGAAGCAUUCCUUCCUUCAUAGCAGCACAGAGCAGAACACCUGAUCAUGUUGUUCAGCCCCUUCCAGCCACCUGCAGUCAAUUCGGAAUAGCUCAUAGCUGGAAUAACAGGCUGCACAGUCCACAUUUUUGGCCAUUUUCACCUGUCUAGAACUGGCUAGACAAUGUUCUGCCCUGCUUAAGCUAACAUGGUUCAAAAAGCCACAUAUAGGCAACUCUGCAGGGCUGUCUCCCAGGCUCUUACAUACCUCUGCUGUAGAACUGUGCCAUUUGCAAUGGGUGCUCCCAUAAUAACUGCUGCUCUGCCUUUUUCCCUUUCUGCUGGAUCUCUACCAGCUGGAAAAUCUGCCUCCUGAAGCUGUGGUGCUUUACAAGCACUGUUAAAACAGGGCUCCUGGCUGCCUCCCAUCAGCUCCUGAACGUUUCUUCUUUUGCAGAGAGGGAGAAAUAAAAGUAACUGGAAAACAAAAUAAAAAGAGGCUGAGAUUCUUUUUCAUUCUUCUUGAAUUACAGACAGCGCAGUAGUGCGAAGAACUGAAGACAUACACUGCGGUUAUCACAUAAAAUUAAAAGCUUUUUAGUGUUUAAAAUAGCAUUUACACAUAAGCAGCUAUAUAUUAACUAUACAGACACUUGGGUUUUCAUACAAUAUCUACAAAAAAAGAAUUCCAUUAUGCAAUAGACAUUUAACAGGAACAGUGCAGUCCAUGCCAUUAAGAGGUCACUCUUUGAGUAGAACCGAAUCUAAAAGAGGUGAUAACUCUGGGUUUUCAAUUAUUUAAAAUCAUGUAACUUUGUUCCUCUACUGUACAUAAAAUUCUUUACAAGGUAUUUCUAAUCACUGAUUAGAAUUAAUAAUUUUAAAAUCAAUCUUAUUACAAUCCAGUUAAAUGCAAAACAAAACAAAAGAAGAAACAAUUACAUCGACUCAUGAGCUGUCAAGUCUCAAGAUGGGAUUUGCCCACUCGGAACAAAAAUGAUAUCAAAAAGUCAAUGUCUGUGCAUCAUUGCUCGCCAUCCAAUACACCUUUGGGUAAAGUGUCCAGGGGACUGUAACCUUUGAAAAGUCAAUUUAGUUAAUGGGAGG
This is a messenger RNA of Coturnix japonica (Japanese quail), 5437 nucleotides long. It is a transcript of the gene TAS1R3, whose product is annotated as taste 1 receptor member 3. Gene Ontology annotation, molecular function: G protein-coupled receptor activity; sweet taste receptor activity. Gene Ontology annotation, biological process: G protein-coupled receptor signaling pathway; sensory perception of umami taste; sensory perception of sweet taste. Gene Ontology annotation, cellular component: plasma membrane. The record is from RefSeq and is a predicted model, not a curated record. Lineage: Eukaryota; Metazoa; Chordata; Aves; Galliformes; Phasianidae.